UGGUGCAUGGUAAGUGGUAGAACCAUGGAAGCAGCAGUACCUUUGAUCACAUCUUAUUCCAACCGUCGCAGAGAAGUACAAGCUUUUGAUGACACGAAAGCCGGGGUGAAAGGACUUGUAGAUGCUGGACUUGGGAAGGUUCCGGAGAUAUUCAUUCAUCCACCUCAUACCUUGUACAAGACCUCAUAUGACAAGUGCUCAGAAUUUAGCAUUCCUGUCAUUGAUCUUGAACGCCUUGACAAGGAUUUGGUGACUCGUCAAGGUAUAGUGGAAACAGUGCGGUAUGCAUCAGAGACAUUCGGGUUUUUUCAAGUUGCCAAUCAUGGAAUUCCUGUGAAUGUAUUAGAAGAGAUGCUUCAGAGUGUGAGUAGGUUCUUUGAUCAAGACACUGAGGUGAGAAGACAGUUUUACACGCGUGACUAUAGCAAAAAAGUGGUGUAUAAUAGCAAUUAUGAUUUGUUUAGAGCACCUGCAGCUGAUUGGAGGGACACACUUUCCUGUUUUAUGGCUCCUUCUCCUCCAACACCAGAGGAACUGCCAGCACCAUACAGGGAUAUCCAGAUGGAGUAUGCGAAGCAAAUGAUGAAACUGGCGCUUACAUUAUUUGAAUUACUCUCCGAGGCUCUGGGACUAGAUGCUAAUCACCUGAACGAUAUGGAAUGUGCCAAGGGGCUUACGUCUAUUUGCAACUAUUAUCCCCCAUGUCCGCAGCCAGAACUCACACAAGGUGCCACCCCACACACUGACAAUGGUUUUCUCACAAUACUUCUUCAAGAUCAAAUUGGUGGACUCCAAAUUCGUCACCGAGGCCAUUGGAUUGAUGUUCCACCUCUUACAGGAACGCUUAUAGUUAACGUUGGAGGUCUUUUACAGCUUAUAACAAAUGAUCAAUUUAAAAGCGUUAUGCACAGAGUUGUGGCGAACAAUAUUGGCCCCAGGGUAUCAGUAGCUUGCUUCUUUAGCACGGCUAUGAUGCCAUCUACAAAGUUAUAUGGACCUAUCAAAGAGUUGGUUUCUGAAGACAAUCCUCCCAAGUAUAGAGAAACAACUGUUAAAGAAUUGGCGUCACACUCCUUCUCAGAAGGGUUCGACAAGGAAGCUCCAUUGCUGGCCUUCAGGCUCUAAACUUCAGCAACUAAGAUGAAAAUAAACUCGACGCCAAAAUAAAUAAUAUGAAUAAAUAUAAAAUAUAAAAAUCAGACGAAUAAUUUGUCCUGUAAUAAAAUUUCCAAAGUUGAUAAGUCAUAUAUAUUGGAAUAAUGCUUUUGCAAGCCUGGUGUGUUAAUAAUCAUCGUGUGCCUGAAGAAUGAAGACCCUGUGGUAAACAUAGGAAGUCUUCACAUAUAGGUCCAUAAUAAUACUUUUCCUUUAAAGAAAAGUUUGAUGCAUAUAUAUGAUUGUUUGGUUAACAAUGAGAAAUUAUUUCAUUACUAUGAAAAUUAUAAGAAAUGGGAAGUUCAAAUUUGUGUUUGGUUGGUA
Messenger RNA from Daucus carota subsp. sativus, 1479 nucleotides. RefSeq names its product 1-aminocyclopropane-1-carboxylate oxidase homolog 1. The transcript has 3 exons. The record is from RefSeq and is a predicted model, not a curated record. Lineage: Eukaryota; Viridiplantae; Streptophyta; Magnoliopsida; Apiales; Apiaceae. Bases 7 to 1125 code for a protein of 372 amino acids.